Messenger RNA from Sinocyclocheilus rhinocerous, 2923 nucleotides. Its product is annotated as pleckstrin homology domain-containing family A member 8. Bases 146 to 1783 code for a protein of 545 amino acids. NCBI's taxonomy places the organism in Eukaryota, Metazoa, Chordata, Actinopteri, Cypriniformes, Cyprinidae. Gene Ontology annotation, biological process: ceramide transport; intermembrane lipid transfer. The transcript is spliced from 13 exons. The record is from RefSeq and is a predicted model, not a curated record. Gene Ontology annotation, molecular function: ceramide 1-phosphate transfer activity; ceramide 1-phosphate binding. Gene Ontology annotation, cellular component: cytoplasm; membrane; cytosol.
UGCGUAAUCUCAUUCCCCAGCAGUCGCUUUGCGUCUUGCGCGUAUAGUUGUCGUUGUUAAAGAAUUAUCUCGAGUUUCUUAAAGAGGCUGUGUUGGGCUCAGUCUUGCCACGACUAAGUAAUGAAUUGUCAAGAGAAGGUCUACCAUGGAGGGAGUUCUCUAUAAAUGGACCAACUAUAUUAGCGGCUGGCAGCCUCGUUGGUUUGUUCUCGAGGGAGGCACUCUUUCCUACUAUGACUCUCAAGAAGAUGCAUGGAAAGGAUGCAAGGGCAGCAUCAAAAUAUCUGUGUGUGAAAUACAGGUUCACCCAUCGGAUUUCACAAGGGUUGACCUGAUCAUUCCAGGAGAACAAUACUUUUAUCUCAGGGCAAUUAAUGCAGCAGAGAGACAAAAAUGGCUUGUGGCGUUAGGGACUGCAAAAGCCUGUCUCACAGACAACCGAACCAAGAGAGAGAAGGAGCUCCAGGAAAACACAGAGGCUCUGAAAACAAAAAUGUCUGAGCUAAGGCUUUACUGUGACCUUCUCCUUCAGCAAGUGAACAAAAUACAAGAAAGUUCUCUAGCGGAGACGACAGCUGAUUCAGGGGAGGUAGGGGACGAGACUGGAAAUCUAGUGAAGUCCACAUGCACCACCUUCUUGAAGACCCUGGAGGAGUGUAUGCAGAUUGCUAGCCAGACAUUCAGUCCAGAUCUUCUGAGUCAGACCCCUCCAGGCUCUCCUCCUGUGGCUACCAUCAAACCUCAGAAGAUCAAACUUACUGAUCCAAGAAAUCAGCACCCAGGAGAAAAACAAAAGGACUUAAUAAACACCUCAGGAACAUCAGCACAAGAGAGUGGACCAGAAAACGAACCGCCUCCAUCUCCUCAAGAAAGCAUGCCUACAUCUCCUACAGGAAGUGGUUUAAUGGAGGACCAAGAGGAGUCCAUGGAGCCUCAUAAUGGCUCUUCAUCAAGCACACAGAACCCUGAAGAAUCUGUAGGAGAGGACAUACCGACAAAAGAAGCAGACCUUGCCCAAGAAAAACAACAGGAAGUCUCACUGAGCCCCACACAGAACAAAGAAGAAGAGGUCACUGAAGAAAUCCAGGCUGACCUGGAAGUGAACGAGCCUCAGUCUGAGAAUAGACAGGAAGAGGAAGAUAAGGUGGACACAUUCUUCAGUACCAUGAGCCACAGAUUUAGUGAUAUAAUACUGGAGGACGACAGUGGUAUUCCCACACAGGCCUUUUUGGAUUCUUGCUAUGCUAUAGUACCAGUUUUAGACAAGCUUGGACCAACUGUCUUUGCUCCAGUUAAAAUAGAUUUUGUGGGAAACAUUAAGAAAAUCCAACAGAAGGUGGUGUCCGAUCCUGAGAGUUUCCCCACCCUACAGAGCAUCGUGCUGCAUGAGGUGGAGACGGAGGUGGCACAGGUGCGGAACUCGGCCACAGAAGCACUGCUGUGGCUUAAACGUGGACUCAAGUUCCUCAAAGAAUUCCUUUCUGAAAUCAAUACAGGGAUGAAGGAUGUCCAGGGAGCUCUUAAUAAUGCAUAUGGAAAGACACUGCGGCAAUAUCAUGGAUGGGUUGUUCGAGGUGUCUUUGCGCUGGCUCUACGGGCCGCCCCGUCCUAUGAGGACUUCAUGGCUGCUCUGGUUUCUCAUGAAGGCGAUGAGCUGAAGGAAGGCUUUACGACCGGCAUGCAUCGAGACCUGGAUAUCUACCUGCCAGCUAUGGAGAAGCAGCUGUCCAUCCUGGACGCUGUCUAUGAGGAGUACAGCUUGGAAUCAGACGAGAUCGUGUGACUGACACGCACGCACCCGCACAGAGAACAGAGCCUGCUUCUGACGGAGCUCAUCGGUUUCAGUGGUGAAGUUUCGCCUGCUGUGGUAACCGAACCUGAAGUUAGUGUUGAAGAAGACAGGGAGGUUUCUGUGAAUGCAGGGCUUGCAAAGCCUGAUCAGUAAGAGUGUGUUGGAUAAUGUGGCAUCUGCAGACUCCAGUAUGCCUGUCAGAUGACUGUCAUCCCUGCGCAAUUUAAAUGGCCGCCAUCAAAAUAAUGCUAGCUGAGGGGGGCAGGGUGUGAUUCCAAGUGUUUUCAGGGAACAGCUGUAUUUUUUAGAAACCUUCAGUGCAGUGAUCAAGUGUUUUGUUGACAUUGGUUGUAUGUUUUUUCAUGCACUUUUAGGCACGAGAGUAUAAAUGGCAGAUAAGAUGAAGAUAGUGUUAGUGAAGGUUUACAGUUAAAGGGCAAAACUGCACUUGUGCUUUACUUCUCACUUGAAAUAUUGCAUUACUUUUGUUCAUAUACUCGCAUCUCAUUCGUUUUAGACUAGCACAAAACUAAGAACUUAUUCAGACUUUCGGGGAUUCGGAUAAACAUGCAGUGCGUUCGUAAAACCAAGUACUUAAGUAUACAGAUACUGUGGUGGGCUAUUUUUUGCAGUGACAUAAUCUUAGAUUAAACACAUUCACAACGGCUAUAGUUCGGGACUUGUAGGAUCAACGUGGUGAGAGGGACCAAAGGAGAGUUUCUUUUUCAUAGCUUAGUGGAGAGAUUUCCUACUAUAGAGUACAUGCAGCUGUGGCUCUACAAAAGGAAAGAUGUCAUGAUAUUUCCUCAGUGACUUUAUUUAUUGACUUCUUUAUAUGAAUAUUAAUUCUAACUGUUGAUUUUAUUGUAAGAAUCACACUAUGCUUACUCUCCAAUCAUAUGAAUGAUACAAAUUUUUGCAUGUUGCAUUGCAUGGGUUUUGUUUUUAUAUUUCUAAAUUAAUUAGCACAUGAGGAUGACUGUUCUCUUAGGUUUACAUUUUAUUUUAACUGCAUUCCACAAAGUUUUAAACUAAAAUCUGACAAACCGUUGGCUUUAUAAAUAUGCCUUUCUAACAUUGUAAAUGUCAGAUUUUUCAUGUUGUUCCAAACCUGUAUGACUUUCUACUUCU